Messenger RNA from Sander lucioperca (pikeperch), 6638 nucleotides. Its product is annotated as trichohyalin. Gene Ontology annotation, molecular function: GTP binding. Lineage: Eukaryota; Metazoa; Chordata; Actinopteri; Perciformes; Percidae. The transcript has 3 exons. Bases 194 to 6550 code for a protein of 2118 amino acids. The record is from RefSeq and is a predicted model, not a curated record.
AGGUUGGUCACGUGACUCUGUAAGUCUUCCACUUUCUGUGUUCAGUUUUGUGCGGCACCAAUCUUCAUUUUAGAUCAACUGACUACUAAGGAUGUUUUUGUUUUCUUUCACAACGAUAGUGAAGAAACUCUUCUCGUAAAAGACAGAGAGGAAGCGAAAAGAGGAAGAGGAAGGACAAGCGGACAGAGAUGUGAUGGACGUGACAGAUGAGAACUGUAGUCCAGUCAUCGUCACGAAUGGUGAUUAUCCGGUACGGUGCACUGAGGAAGUACUUCUCCAUUUCUUCACAGAUGAGAGUCUGCAGGCCGCCAUGGACUCACAACACACUCCCGCCUCCUGCAGCGCCCCCCCGGCUCUCCCAGAGCUUAGACUGGUCCUCCUGGGCAGGAAAGGAGCAGGGAAGAGCGCAGCAGGCAACACCAUCCUGGGAGGAGUAGGGGGCUUCGAGAGCGGGAAGCCCACGGAGGAGUGUGUGAAAAGGCGAGCUGAUGUGGCAGGGAGGAAAGUCACAGUGGUAGACACCCCAGGGUGGGAGUGGUACUACCCGCUCAACAGCACCCCCAACUGGGUGAGGAGGGAGACUUUACGGAGUGUGUCACUUUGCCCUUCUGGACCCCACGCUGUGCUGCUUGUGGUGCGAUCCUGCGCCUCAGUAACAGAUGACUACAUCAGUGAGAUAGAGGAGCACCUGGAGCCGCUGGGAAAAGCAGUGUGGGAGCACACCAUGUUGCUGUUUACCCGGGGAGACGAGUUAGGCCUGGUGUCAAUGGAGCAACGAAUCCUGACGAGCGGCCCGGCACUCCAUAGGCUCCUCCAAAAGUGCGGCAACAGAUACCAUGUCCUGGAUAACCGGACCAAAGGAGAUGGGACGCAAGUUAAAGAGCUGAUAAGGAAGCUGGAGGAGAUGGUGGAGGGGAAGAAGGAUGGGAGCAGUCAUUUAGAGAUGGAUAAUACGGUCCUGGUGGGUCUGGAAGCAGACGGGAAGCGGAGAGCAAGGGAAAGGAGGAAGAAACAGAGGCAGAUGGAGACGCAGAUGCAGAGAGGGACCAUCAAAGCUGCUCUAAUGAGCGAUGGUCUUCAGGGUUCAGAGCUAGACGCCCGCCAGUCGUUCUCCAAGGUUCCCCGACGUCUAACUGAGGUCAGGCUGGUUCUCCUGGGCGAGCGUGAAACAGGAAAGAGCUCUGCCGGGAACACCAUCCUGGGCAAAAUGGGCUCCUUUCAGGCCGGGGCAGUGACAGAGGAGUGCGUCUGUCAGCAAGCGGAGGUGGCCAUGCGGCUGGUGACGGUGGUGGACACUCCCGGCUGGGAGGGAGGUGUGGCGGGGGCCACACCUGAGAGGGUGAAGAGGGAGAUUGUCAGCAGCGUGGCCUUGUGUCCUCCAGGGCCCCACGCGCUCCUGCUGAGUCUGAGGGUGGAUACACUGGUGAGGGCAGCACAUGUGAGGGAACAUCUGGAGCUUCUGGGCGAGGGUGUAUGGAGACACACCAUAUUGCUGUUCACCCACGGGGAUCAGCUUCGGGAGGGGGUGGAUAUCGAGCAGCACAUCCAGGGUGGGGGCAGGGAUCUCCAGUGGCUGCUGGAGAAGUGCAGGGGCAGGUACCACGUCGUCAGCAGCCUAGAUGGAGGAGGAAGUGAAGGCUCCAUUAAGGUGACGGAGCUCCUGCAGAAGGUAGAAAAGAUGGCGGCGGUGAACAGGUGUGAGGCUUUCUCUGGCCUAGUUCAGGAGGUCAUAGAUCUGAGCCGGCACAGGAACGAGAAGUUCAACCAGCGGCUGAAGGACAUGGGAGAUAAAAUGCUUCGCCAGGAGGAUGAGUUGAAAAAUAUUAGAGACAGGGAGAUGAAAAGAAUCAGGUGGUUUUUUGACAGGAAGAAGAAGGGGAAAUCGCCCGGAAAAGCCGAUUUUCAAAGGGAAGAAGAGGAGGAAGAGAACAGGAGGAUGGGCGAAAGGAAGAAUGAUGGGGAAGUUGAGGGGGAGCUGGAGGAGAGGAUGCGAUGGCUGACAGAGGAUAAAGAGAGAGAAAUUCAGGAUCUGAGCAUAGAAAAUGAGAGAAUCCACGUGGCGCUAACUCAGAGCAGACGGGAAAGGGACGAGGCGAUGCUCAGGCUGGAGCUAAAAGAGAGAGAGAUGGAGGAGCUGAAAGAAAGAAUUGACGAGCAGCAACUGAAGCUGCUGGACCUUGAGCGUGCCGGUGUAGCAAAUGAACAUGAGAGAAAACAGAGGGAGGAUACCAUCAAAGCAAAGAAGCAAGAGUGGUUGAGUGAGGUUAAGAAAUUGGAAGACAACAUAGAGCUGCAGAAGAAAGAGAAAGCAGAGUGGAUGGAAAAAGUUAAUUCUUUAAAAGCAGAAAUGGACGAGACUAAAAGACAUAUUGAUGAUAUGCUUGAGAGAAAAGAACAAGAAAGAAACAGGGAGAUGGCAGAGAUGGAAGAAAAACUUAAAGAGAUGGAAGUCAAACUGCUUGAAAAAGACAAAGAGCUGGAAAAAACUAGGAAGAAAGCCUCAGAGGAAAAGCAGAUAGCUCACGCUAUCAUAAAACAAUGUGAAGAAGAUACAGAAAGGAAAGUUGAAGAAAUGAAAUCACAACAUAGGAAAGAGAUGCAUGAGAAAGAGGCAGAGAUACAAGGCAUACAACUGCAGCAUCAGGAAGAGAUGGCCAGAAAAAUCAGAGAAAUAGAAAAAAUGAUGGAGACAAUGAAAGUUCAACACCAAGAAGAAAUUGAUCAAAAGUUUAAAGACAAUGCAGAAGAUAUGGAAAGAGUCAAAUGGCAGCAUGACAAUGAAAUAAAGGAAACACAGCAAGAAAAACAAAGAAAGAUUGCAGAGCUGAAAGAGCAGUUUGCAAAAGAAACAGAGGAACAAAUGCAAGUAAAAAAGAGAGAGAUAGCAGAGUUAGUGCAGAGGUUUGUCGCCCAAACAGAAGGAAAAAUGCUGGAAAAUGAAAAAGAGAAGGAAACAAUUCAUCUUACCUACAAAAAAGACAUAGCACAGAAGAUGCGAGAGAAAGAAAAAGAGGUAGAAGUGUUAAAACUGCAGCAUCAGGAAGAAAUGGCAAGAAAAAUUAAUGAAAUGGAAAAACUAAUGGAGACGAGGAGAGCGGAACACAAGGAGGAAAUAGACAGAAAAGUGAAAGCGAAAGAGGAAGCUGUGGAAAGAGUCCAGCAGCAGUACAGUGAUAAAAUAAGGGACUCGGAGCACCAAACACAACGGCAGAUUAAAGAGCUGAAACAACAGUUUGCAGAAGAAAUUGAGAAACAAUUGCAGGAAAGACAAAGACAGAUAAGAGAGUUGGAGCAAAAGCACACCACCCAAACAGAGGAAACAGCGCUAGAAAAUGAAAAACAGCAGAAAGUGAUGAAUGAAAACCAUGAAAAAUACAUUUUGCAACAAAUGCAAGAGAGACACCGACUAAUCGAGGAGUUAAAACAUCAGCACAUUAAUGAAAUCAAAGAAACAAUGCAAGAAAGUGACAAAGAAAAGGAAAGACUUGUUAUGAAUCUCAAGAAAGAGAUGGAGCAAAGACUGCAGGAAAAGGAAAAAGAGAUAGAUGAGAUCAAAGUAAAUGUGAAAGAAAUGAAGGAACAGCUGCAACAAAAGGAAGAGAAAGAACUAGAUAAUUUAAAUUACAAGCAAGAAAUGGAGCAAAGACUGAGAGAAAAAGAAAAAGAAAUUGAGGGGAUGAAGCUCAAUGUCAAAGAAAUGAAUGAAAAGCUGCAACAAAAUGAAGAGAAAGAAAUUGAUCAUUUAAAGGACAAGAAAGGCAUGGAGCAAAGACUGGAGGAAAGACAAAGAGAAACAGACGUGAUAAAAGAACAUUUAAAUGAACUUUUAAACCACAAGAAACAGAUGGAGCAAAAACUCCAAGAAAAAGAAAGAAUGAUAGAAAAAUUGGAUCAGCAUGUAAAGGAUGUUGACGAAAUCCUGCGGAGAAAGGAAGACGAGAGAGGAGAAAUUAUUCUCAAUCAAAAGAAAGAGGCAGAGCAGCGACUGCAAGACAGAGAACGAGAGAUGGAGGAGAUGAAACGGCAGCUUUUAAACGACACGGAGAGAAAACUAAAAGAAAAGGAAACGGAGAUUGAAAGUGUUAAACAACAGGCCGACUCCAGGGAGAUGGGAUGGAGGGAAGAGCAGAGAAAGAAGGACGAGAAAGGAGAAAUCGAGUUGAACCGACUGUUAAAAAUCAUUGACAAUAAAACAAAUGAAAUAGCACAAGCGGAAUGCCUUCUUGCAGAGAGAGACAGUGAGAUUGACGAGGCAAAAAAGACAUGUGCAAACUACUUGAAAGAAAUUGAAGAGCUGAAAGAAAGCAUUAAAAACCAAACAUCCAGUAUCAUCGAUAUACAGCAGCUUCAUGCAGAGCAGGACAGAAAAAAAGAUGCUGAAAUGAUGACAAAACUUCAGGAGAAAGAAGAAGAACUGAAGCAGAGAGAGAGAGAAAACGAGAAAGAGACCAUCCAACUGAGGCUAACAAUCGAGCAGACAAAGUCCGAGCUGAAGGAGCUCAUCAACAAGAUGGACUUGGAGAUGACGAGCAUGAUUCAGAAUUAUGAAAAGGAGAUUACGGGAAAGAACGAGAGCAUGGAAUCCAUGGCAAAGGAGAAGGAGUGCGCUAUAAGUCGUUUGGAGGAAGCCACAGAGAAAUAUGAGGAAAGUCGGAGGAGAGUUGAGGAGCUGCAGGAGCAAAAUGAGAAGCUGAGAAAAGAGACAGACAACCUCAAAAUAAAGUGCGAGGAGCUGAAGACGGAGAGCGAAGAAGAAGUUAGAAAACAUCUCAGGGGAUAUGAACAGCAGGUGAAGAGCAUAGAGGCAGAGAUCCAAGGCAUUCUUAGAGAGAGAGAUGUGAGGGUCGGGGGAUUAAAGGAGGCAAAUGACAAACUACAGGUAGCGAUGGAAAGGAUGAAAGAGAGAGCGGGUGAGGCAGAAAGGCAGAUGAAUGAGAUGAGAGUGCAUGUCCAGAAAGAAAGUGAGUUUAGAACGAAGGUUGAGGAAUUCUUAAAAAGGGAAAAAGAAGUAGAGGAAAGGGAGCAGGAUCUGAAUAGAAACAAAGAAGAGUUGAGCAAACGAGGAUAUGAACUCGAUGCAAAAGAGCAGGAGCUUGUUGAAAAAGAGGUAAAGUUGGAAAGCAAGGAAGAACAACUUAGCAAAUGGGAAGAAAGGCAACAAAAAGAGCAGGAAGAAAAAGAUAAAUGCGAGCAUGAUGUGAGUAUGAGAGUGGAAAAUAUCAAGAAAAAGGAACAGGAGCUAGAGAGCUUGCUAAGAGCUCUGGAAGGCAAACAGAAAGAGCUAAACUAUCACGGUCAAGAUCUUCAGGAGAAGGUAAAAGGGCAGAAAGAUCAUGGGAAGGAGCUGAAAGACAGGGAGUAUUACCUAAGAAAUGAAGAGCAGGAGUUGCUCAACUGGAAGACAGAGUUGCAAAUGCAAAAUGAGCGUGUGAACUCUACAACGCAGCAGUUAGAUGAGAUGGGGAGAGACUUGGCUCUGCUGAAGGAAGAACUUCACAUCAAAGAGAAAAAUUUAAAGGUGUUACUUAAGAAAUUGGGAAAAUGGGAACAGAAUCUUAAAGAACGGGAAGAAGGGUUGCUCAAAAGAGAGAAUGGAGAAUAUGAGGUUGGUUACAAUGUGGGAGUCCAUGAGGGGGAUUCUUUCAAUCUGACAGCUGCAGUUGAGAGCUCAGAAGACGACUUGCAUUUAAUGUUCCGAGAGGUCAGUGAGACAAGGGGAGAAGGAAGAGGAAGAGAGUCAGAUAGAGGAGAAAAGGAUAGGGAGGAUCAGAGGAUGAAAACAGCAUCGUCGGCUGCAGAGAGCAAUAACUGUCACCUUGAAACACUAAAAGAGAUGGAGAUGGCCGAGCAAAAGGAAGAGAUGAGAGGAAGAGGAGAGGAGACGAGGAAGAAAAAACGCAGAGAGGAUCUGGAAAGUGCAAAGGUCAUUCGAGAGUUUGAGUUUUUAUCUGCAAGUCAGGGUCACAGAAGCUCAAACAACAAAGACCUUCCUGGGUCGGGUUUGAGGGUGGUGGUGUUAGGGGAGUCCUGGUCGUCUCGCUCCCCCGCUGGAGUCACCAUCCUGUGUGGACAGGCAUACAAAAACGACGGGUCUACCUUCAGACCCUGGAGAGGUCAAGUAGCCGGACGCCGACUUACAGUCGCAGAACCGCUCGGUCUGAAGUGGCGAGAUGGGCCAGAUCUGACCAACACAACACAAAGGAAAAGCAUUCUCGACGGCAUCUCCUGGUGUCACCCUGGACCUCACGUCGUCCUCCUACUCAUUCCCGCCUUCUUAACCUGCACACAGAAGUACAGGAGAGCAAUAGAGGAGCACAUGAGUUUGUUUGGGGAAGACAUUUGGCAGCGCACGCUGGUGCUGUUCACAUGGGGGGAAAUGUUAGGGGAGAGCGCAGAGCAGCACAUCCUGAGGAACGGGGAGCUAAUGGGGCUCGUAGAGAGAUGUGGGGGCAGGUAUCAUGUGCUUGGCAGCAAAAAAAGUCACUCUUUGAUUGAGAGAUUGUUUGAGAAGAUGGAGGAUAUGGUGACUUUGAAUAGCAGAGAACUGUGACGAGACUAUGAAUUUAUCAUGUAAAAAUAGUGUCUUUCAUCUCACGUGAAUAUUUUUGAAUAAAUUUAGAAAGUGGUGGAAGAAGUAC